Molecule: messenger RNA, 615 nt
Organism: Panicum virgatum (switchgrass)
Lineage: Eukaryota; Viridiplantae; Streptophyta; Magnoliopsida; Poales; Poaceae
Product: isoflavone reductase homolog IRL-like
Exons: 4
Coding region: 1-615 (204 amino acids)
Source: RefSeq, a predicted model, not a curated record
AUGGUAACAGCAGAGGAUAAGGACAUGGAGAGGAGCAGGGUCCUCGUCAUUGGUGGCACGGGCCACAUUGGCAAGCAUAUCGUUGCUGCAAGUCUCUGCCUCGGCCACCCAACUGCUAUCCUCUUCAAGGAAUUUGCACCAUCUAACCAAGUUAAGGUGCAGCUCCUCAACGGUUGGCUUAAUUCCGGUGCUUGUCUCCUCAAGAGGUUUGUGCCAUCUGAGUUCAGCUCAAAUGUGGACUGGCUCCACACGGUGGAUCCAGCGGCGUCACUGUACACUGUGAAAGCCAACCUCCGAGACCAAGUCCCAAGCAUCGAUGAUGUCACGGCCAUCGGUACUGGCCCUCCGGCCAGCAAGAUCACCAUCCUAGGAGAUGGCCAUGCCAAAGCUGUGUUUGUGGUGGAAGAUGGCAUCGCCGCCUAUACAAUGAGGGCGGUUGAUGAUGAGAGGACCCUGAACAAGAUACUGUACAUGAGGCCGCCCAUGAACGUGGUGUCCCACAACGAGCUCAUUUCGGUGUGGGAGAAGAAGGCAGGCAGGACUUGCAGAGGUGCACCUCCCAGAGGAGGAAAUUCUGAAGUGGAUCAAAGGUGCUUACUGCUCAUAUCAUUCUGA